Cicer arietinum (chickpea) is the source of this 3679-nucleotide messenger RNA. Its product is annotated as formin-like protein 1. The record is from RefSeq and is a predicted model, not a curated record. Gene Ontology annotation, biological process: actin nucleation; actin cytoskeleton organization. NCBI's taxonomy places the organism in Eukaryota, Viridiplantae, Streptophyta, Magnoliopsida, Fabales, Fabaceae. Gene Ontology annotation, molecular function: actin filament binding.
CCACACAAGCACCUUUUGAACAUUUUCAACACUUUGCUCAGAAAAAGAAACAUUUUCAAGACUAAUAACACUGAAAGUAACACACACACACACUUUUCCUUCUCUUUUCCAACAAAAGAAACGCCUCUCCAAUAAUGUUCUUCCAUUACUACCUCUCUUAAAACCUCAUUCAUUCAUUCACUUCACUCAAUACUAACAACAACAACAAAAUGCAAACCUUCUACUUGUCCUUUAUUUUUAUCCUCUUCUUCUUACAACCACCUCUUCUACUAGCUUCUACAAACUCCAAACCUUUUCUCUUAAAAAACAACAAUAGAAGAAUUCUUCAUGAACCCUUUUUCCCACUUAACACUCUCCCUCCAUCAGAACCACCACCACACCUUCCUUCAACCAAACACCCAUUUUCCACUACCAUUCCCACCAACAACAACCCAAAUGAGGACCAAAAUCAAAACCAAAACCAAAACCAAAAUCAAAACCAAAACCAAAACCAAAACCAAAACCAAUCACCAUUUUUCCCAAAUUACCCUCUAUCACCACCCCCACCUUCACCACUCACAUUUGCUUCAUUCCCAGCCAACAUCUCCUCCCUAGUUCUUCCUCACACCCCCCAACCAACUUCCUCUCCUAACAAACUCCUCCCCAUUGCUCUCUCCGCCACUGCUGUAGCCGCCAUCGCUGUUAUCAUCGUCACUUUCUUUUACUGCCGCCGACGCCUCCAUAAUCGUCGCACUUCCGCCGAUAACAAGACUCUAAGAUCCGAUAGCAGCCUCGAGCUUUUCCCGCGCAAUGCUGAACCCGCCGGCGACGUCGGAGUAAACGCUUCCGAGUUUCUCUACCUAGGAACUGUCGUGAACUCGCGCCGAAUCGACGAAGCUCCUCGCGGCGGCGGGUUGACGUCUCGGAAACUUGAAUCUCCGGAGCUCCGACCACUACCGCCUCUCGUCCGACUUCCCUACGCACCGCCACUGCCGUCAACCGGCGGCACUUACUCAGACGAGGAAGAUGAAGAAUUUUACUCGCCGAGAGGUUCAUCUCUUGGUGGCCGAGAAAGCUCCGGCGGAACCGGAUCAGGUUCCCGGCGAGCAUUCUCCGCCAUUGCGGCCGGAAGAAGCGGCGAGUCAAGCUCAAUUUCAUGUUCUUCUUCUUCUUUCGGUUCGCCGGAGCAAUCUCAUGCCAUCAGUCUAUCACCGCCGGCUAGCUCAAGCUCCCAGAGAACACAACAAAAAUCACCAGAAACCGCAGCAUCACAUAAUAACAUAAUCUCACCCCCAAUUCACAACCAAGACAUGCAAUAUCAUUCUUCUUCUUCAUCACGCUCAACACCAAAUAGAGCUUUUGAUGAAGGAAAAGAAAAAGAAGAUGAUAGUCAGUCUCUUAAUCUAAUGGAGAAAAAUGAAAAUGCUUGUAAUGAAAGCGUUAAGUCUUCAAUAUCUUCAUCUUCAGCUUUUUCACUUCCUUCUUCACCUGAGAAAACGACGACGAUGAUGAAUCAUCUAGGUUUUGAUCAAUCUCCUAGAAUGUCAAGUGUUUCUGAUGGGUUAAAGUUACCGGGUCUGUCAUCAUUGCCUUUGUCACCCGCCCUACUUUCAUCACCGGAAACAGAAAGAGGUGGGUUUAACUGCUAUUCUCACCAAUCAGGAACAUUUUCUUAUGCUGUGCCUGCGCCACAGAGGAAACUCUGGGACAUUCCUCUAACAACACCAUUUGGUGAAAUUGCUGCAUUUCCAAAUCCUCCACAAGUUGUUUCACACAGGAAACAUUGGGAUAUUCCGCCUGUUGUUCCUCCACCGCCUCCACCUCCUCUGCCGCAGCAGCGGCAGAGGAGAUAUUGGGAAAUGCCAGCAGCAUCAGCAGCUGUUGAUAAGCUUCCAUCGAUUUUGAGGCCGCCGGAGUUAGUACCUCCUUCAAGGCCUUUUGUGUUGCAAAACCAAACAACCAAUGAGUGUUUGGGGGAAAUUGAAGAGACUUUGAAACCAAAAUUGAAGCCACUUCAUUGGGACAAAGUGAGAACAAGCUCUGAUCAUCAAAUGGUGUGGGAUCAGAUGAAUUCAAGCUCCUUUAAGUUGAAUGAGGAAAGGAUUGAGACAUUGUUUGUAGUGAACACAUCAAACCAAAAACCCAUGGAUGCUGCUCCGCGAUCUGUUCUUCCUUUUCCGAAUCAGGAGGACAGGGUACUUGAUCCAAAAAAGUCUCAAAAUAUUUCAAUCUUGCUCAAGGCUCUUAAUGUUACAGUAGAAGAAGUGUGUGAAGCACUUUUAGAAGGUAGUAGUGAUACACUUGGAGCAGAACUACUUGAAAGCUUGUUAAAAAUGGCACCAAGCAAAGAAGAAGAACGUAAAUUGAAAGAACAUAAAGAUGACUCACCAACCAAGCUCAAUCUUGCUGAGAAAUUUUUGAAGGCAGUGCUUGAUAUACCUUUCGCAUUUAAAAGGGUCGAAGCAAUGCUUUACAUGGUCAAUUUUCAAUCCGAAAUAGAGUAUCUUAGAAAAUCAUUUCAAACUCUAGAGGCUGCAUGUGAAGAGCUGCGAAAUUGUAGAAUGUUCUUGAAGCUUCUAGAAGCUGUACUUAAAACUGGGAACCGCAUGAAUGUUGGAACGAAUCGCGGUGAUGCGGAGGCCUUCAAACUCGAUACACUUCUCAAGUUGGCUGAUGUCAAAGCUGCGGAUGGGAAAACAACACUACUGCAUUUUGUUGUACAGGAAAUUAUUAGAACCGAAGGCGCACGUCUCUCUGGUACUAAUCAAACUACAAGCUCUACUUUGACCGAAGAUGUCAAGUGUAGGAGGCUUGGCCUACAAGUUGUGUCUAAUCUGAGUUCAGAGCUAUCAAAUGUAAAGAGAGCUUCUACUAUGGAUUCCGAAGUUCUCAGCAGCGAUGUCUUAAAACUUUCCAAAGGAAUUACAAAUAUAGCAGAGAUUGUGCAAGUAAACAUAAAGAUGGGAUCGAAUGAAGCCAGUCGGAAAUUUACAGAAUCAAUGAACAAGUUCAUUAGAAUCGCUCAGGAGGAAAUUUUGAAAAUCCAAGCCGAUGAAAGUGUUGCUUGGACACUUGUGAAGGAGAUUACAGAAUAUUUUCAUGGAAACUUGGCAAAGGAAGAAGCUCAUCCCUUCAGAAUCUUCUUGGUUGUAAGAGAUUUUUUAACAGUUCUUGACAGCGUCUGCAAAGAAGUUGGUACGAUAAAUGAGAGAACUACGGUUAGUUCAGGUCAUAGAUUUCCUGUUCCAGUUAAUCCAAUGCAUCCACCACCUCUUCCUGGAUUACAUGGAAGACAACAUUGUAGGAGCUCUUCAGAUGAUGACACUCCAUCACCUUAGCUAUAUCACCCAUGUAAGUCACUUAUUGGCUUUCCAAAAAAAAAACCUGGAACCAGUUGAUUUUGACAUGGUCUGGCCAUAAUUGUUCUUUUCAGAAUGUAAAAGAUUUCUGUUUAUGUAGAUUAUAUAGAGAAAAAGAGAGAGUAGGAGAUUUUCUUUGGAGAAAUAUAUACUAUGAGUAGGAUAUGUACUAUAAGGUUGUUAUAGUAGCUUGUAAAUUGAGCUUUUCAUUUGUAGAGAACCUUUGCUUUCAAUUGGGAUUACCUAACAAUCAAACAUCAAAAUGUUGUGUUGCAAAAAGUAUUUUUCAGCUACAAUGCUGAUUUUGUAUAAAAAUUUAAUCUGAAUUAAACUUUUGACCA